This is a messenger RNA of Neolamprologus brichardi, 9644 nucleotides long. Lineage: Eukaryota; Metazoa; Chordata; Actinopteri; Cichliformes; Cichlidae. The record is from RefSeq and is a predicted model, not a curated record.
AGAGAUUGCUAUGCUGGGUGAGAUCACCCAUCUCCAGGCCAUCAUCGAUGACCUCACUGUGCUGACAACUGAUCCGCACAAACUGCCCCCUGCCAGUGAACAGGUGAUUAAGGAUCUAAAGGGGUCCGAUUACAGCUGGUCCUAUCAGACCCCUCCGUCAUCCCCAAGCAGCUCUGGCUCACGCAAGAGCAGCAUGUGCAGCAGUGUAAACAGCACCCACAGUAGUGCCUCCCGUUCGUCAGGGGGAGGUGGUAGUGGUGGUGUUGGUGGCGGAGGCUCCUUGCCCCACUCGCCCACCUCAUCCUCCUCCUCCUCCUGUCGCUACCGCAGCAGCCUGCCGCACCAGCCUCCACCACCGGGGGGCAUUGCUGCCCACCGCCUCAGCAGUGUCUCCUCACAUGAUUCGGGCUUCGUGUCCCAGGAUGCCAACAUCUACUCCAAGCCACCCUCACCUAUGCCCUCAGACAUCACUAGUCAGAAAUCAUCCAGCUCAGCUUCAUCAGAGGCCUCAGAAACAUGCCAGUCAGUCAGUGAAUGCAGCUCCCCCACCACUUUUGGCUCGUCCUUCGCUACCUUCCGCCCCGCUCUUUUUCACUCUGGCUCCACCCGGCCUCUCUCUGUCAUUCUUCCUGUUCCUGCGUCCCCACCCUAUAUCCGCCCCCCUGGAUCCAGCUCCUCCUCUCCCACAUCAAAGGUUCCUAUGUGGAAGGACUGGUCCAAAGCAGGUCAGUAUGAGCAGCCUGUGGCUGCAGCGGCAGUCCAGAGAAGAAGGGAACCUCUUGAUAGGCUGAGGGAGAGUGAGGCAUCACCGGGCUCCCAGGGAUAUGCUGGGCCAUCACAUCCUGAUGAUGGGCAGAGAGCCAGGAUGACGCCAGCUACCAUCGCUGCCAAGCAUGGAGAGGAGGUUUCUCCAGCAGCCAGUGACCUGGCCAUGGUGCUUACCAGGGGACUCAGCAUGGAGCAGCAGAAGAGCAACAGAGACUCCCUGCAGUACUCCAGUGGAUAUAGCACAGAGACCACAACCCCAUCCUGCUCAGAGGACACAAUUCCUUCACAAGGUUCAGAUUAUGACUGCUACUCAGUGAAUGGUGAUGCCGAAGGUCCAGAUGGACAGACAGAGUUUGACAAGUCCUCCACAAUUCCUCGCCACUCUAAUAUUGCCCAGAACUACAGGCGAAUGAUCCAGACCAAGAGGCCAGCCAGCACAGCUGGCCUGCCCACUGGCGUUCUUGGUCCAGGGGCUCAUGGGAUACCAGGGCAGCCCGGUGGAGCUGGCGGAGGUGGAACAGGGACUCCAGGGACUGCCACCAUCCGCCGAACCCCGUCUACCAAACCUGGCGUGAGGCGCACGUUAUCCAGUGCGGGGCCCAUCCCCAUUCGACCACCCAUCGUGCCUGUCAAAACACCCACUGUCCCUGGAGACUCGCAUUCACCUGGUGCAGGUGGAGGGCACGCUGGUGGCGUACCUGUCCGUGUGGGGAGUGAGGAAUGUGUGUUCUUCACUGGAGCUGAGGAUUCACAGGGAGCGCUUGAUUAUGUGAAGGCAUCACCAAAGCGCCUCAGCCUGCCUAACACCGCCUGGGGAUCAGGGGCUGCGUUAGAGGUCUAUGCUCAGCAGCAUGGGGGCCUUGCAAUAGGAACAGGCUCGGGCACUGGAUCAGAGGAAGAUCAGAUGAUCGCAGCCAAUCGGCACAGCCUAGUGGAGAAGAUUGGCGAGCUGGUAGCUAGUGCGCACGCCCUUGGUGAGGGCCAGUUUCCCUUCCCUGCCCUCCCUGAUGACCCAGCCCCGCCACCAACUGGCCCCACUGACACUGAGACAGGGACCGAAGGGGCAGAAGGGUCUGGUGACAUGCUGACCACCAUCAGGAGAGGAGUCCGUCUUCGCAAAACCGUCUCCAAUGACCGCUCAGCUCCCCGUAUAUUGUGAUCGGAGGAACAGCAGAAAGAGGAUGAUGCUUGUCAACCGAGAGGGAGUCAGGUGUUGGUUUGAUGCAACCCAACCACCUAGUACAUACACAAAAACUUAACCAUGUAGGGAAAGCUAUAAUAUAACAGAAGACGAAUGAAAACAGAAGCAUACACAGAAAAAAAGUUUAAAGACACCAUUAGAGUAAUGAUAUAUAAUAUAAUGAUAAUAAUAACAAUAAUAAUGUUAACCCAUGCUGACAGUUAAAAGUUAAAUGCUGAACAUUGACAGGCUCCUAGCAGGCCACUAUAACUAGUGUGUGUUGGACGCAUGUUUGUCUUCUAUACACCUUCACCCAGGGAAGGAAAGACUCACAGGACAAAAAAAAAAAAACAGAUAUGAUUUUUUAAAAAAGAGGCAAAGAAAGAGAGAAACGCUGGGUUCUGUUCUGUUUUGCCAACUUACACCUUUCCCUAUCCUCUUCUCCAACUAACCCGACUGUCUGAUCCCAGAUGAAAGACUGACUGAACGAGGGGCUGGUGUGGACGAGAGAGAGAGGGGACUCGGAGUGCCAUGUGAGCAGCUGGAUUUGAACCCAAGCUGUCUCAGCAGCAACACACUGUACUUAUUAGCCCAUUGAACUGAAGCUUUGGUAUUAGUACGGGGAGCUAACAAGCCAGAGGGCCUCUCUGGUUCAUCCUAAUGAAAAGAAUCUUGGAAAAAAGGAAAUAUCCACUGUUGGCAUUGAACCGUGCUAGUGCCCCCUUCCCCCCCUCUCUCGCUCUCUGCGCAGUGAAUGCGUGCAUUCAUGGGCGUGCAUGUGGGCAAAUGUAAAACGUGAGCGUGUGUCUACGUGUGACUAAUUGUGUGUAUGUGCGCGAGGAGGGUGGGUAGAGCUCUGCUGCAGGACAGCUGGUUACCCAAUGAGGGCAGGGCUUUUUUCUCCUGUGUGUUGUGCGUGUAUUUUCUUGUUUAUAUUGUGACGUCAUUUACCUUGUUACCGCUGUACGAGAAGUUACAAGACGUACUCCAGGCGUAUAGAUAUAUUCAUAUAUAUUUUCUAGAACCAGAGAGAAAAUGUUAAAUCAGAAAUGGAGCAAUAAAUGUGUUUUAUUUUCUUGUUUCGAAGAAGCGGCUCGAUGGAGGAUUGUAGAUUCUCCUUUGUCACAUUCAGGCAAUCAUCAGGAAUGCUAAAUUACACAUCGACUGUGAAUUCAUGCCUAGCCGGUUUUGGCGUGUGUCUCUCUCUGUCCCUGUCUCUUUCUGGUGAAUGAAAUGGAUUACAAAAGUCUGGGGGAGGGAAGGAAAACUGUAAGCACUUUGAUAGGGGAUUGGUAAUAUGUACAAUAGCCAGUAGGUGUUGUUGUAGUCAUACUGUAUGAUAGGGAGUGUGAAAGUGAGCGAGGUGGUAUCCAGGGGGGAAUUAUUUAAUUUGUGAAAGAAGAAGCAGAAGAAGACAGGGAGGGACAAAGAGCAAGUGAGGAAGACUGGUUGAUUUGGGAGAUUGGUCGAAUGAGAUGGGAUAAGAAAGUGUCAGGGCCAUACGAGCUGUUGCUUGUUGUGGAUCGUGAAGAGCACUGAAGUUUUUAAUGCUGUGGCCGCACUGGCAUUUAAAGGACUGGUCACAUAAUGAAAAAAAAAAGCACAGUAUAGACAGGUCAGACUGUAUAAAGCAGAUCCAUACGUUCCUGCCAGUUUUAUUUUUCUGUCGCUGAGACUUCUGCCUCAUAGCAUCAGAGGGGAACGUAGGUUUGAUUGAGUUUCUACUGUGGACACAGACCUUUAAAAACACCUAAUAAAAACAGCUUUUCAGAAUAAAACUUUUUCCACUGUGAGUGGAACAGUUGGAAGUCGGUUUUCCUGUAUUAUGUUAUUGUAGAGAGGCGAAAAUGUCACAAAUUGGGCCAAUAAACACACCUGUGGUCGAGAACAAAAUCUAACACUUUUACUUGGAUAUUUGCCUCUUAAUACUUAACCAGUAUCCAAAAAUCGGGCUGUAUUUUUCACUGUCCAAAUCUUCAAUGACAGCUGCUUAUCUAAAAAAAAAUAUAGUCUCACCUGUAAAUAUUGUGUCUUUUUUUUACAUUGUGGCCACACAAAGUAAAGCCUUGAACAAAGCUGAACAAUACUCUUUUGCCUUAGAUUUACUCUGUAUGUUGUCCUUUCUAAAUAAAACAAAGAUUUUAAUCCAACAUCAUAGCACACAUAGCACAGAUGUGAUAAAACACUCGGAGACACGUCCAGCUUGUAGCUGACAAUUUUUGACAUUAGUUCUUAGUUCUUUAUUUUGGUAGAGAGUGAGGAAUUAUUGUUUGAAACUAAACAAUAGCAUUAAAAUUGCUAUUCAACAAUUUGGAGGUCUACAUGUUUAUAGUCUUGACAGAUCAAGAGACUUGAGAUCGUUUUCAACUCUUCAAAUAAGAGACAGGAUGAGUUUGCCUAGUGCAGGGGGAGUACAUUUGUCAAAGUGGUUAUUAUGCGUCAAAGUUUUCUUAGCUGCCCGCAAGUUCCUGAAAGUAUUGCUGUUGCCCAAGUCUUCGAUUGAAAGUUGGACUUCUGCACAGGGUGUAAGGUGAGACUGCCUUUGAAGCUAUUGAAAGCCACCAUUCUCAAAUCUAGUACAAGUACUGGAGGACUGUAACAAGUAAUGUAAUCUAACCGAAAUUUUUCAGAUUCUUUGGCCAGCUGGUUUUGAAUUAGCUCAAUCACACGCAACGUAAUUAUUUAGCCCCACAUUUAUUCAGUCGCAUAAAAUGAAUGUAUUCCCAGCAGCGAGACACAACGCUGGUGUCUAAACACAAAGAGGCCGCCCCAGUUCAGCUCAGGAUAUGGCUGCGCGAAAGAAACUUUUGUGAACAUUAAGAUGCAAGGAAUGGUGAAGCCGGCUCGCUGAUGACAAAGACGUGGGAAUAUUUAACUUUGCAAGUUGACAGAGAGGAAAAGAUGUGUGAAAUGAGCAUUUCACUGCCUGUUCAUACAAUAUGUACUGUAUGUGCUGUACUUGUUAAAGAGAAUCAGGCGCACAGAUUUGGUAUAAAGGUUUGUUAGAAAAUAUUACAUGGAAUAUUUAGUUGUUUUUUUUUUCUUCUACAGUACUGUUUGAAUGUUUUGUCUUAACUUUAAUUAAUGUAAAAAAAAAAAGAAAAAAAGAAAAAACUCCAGUUGUAACACAAACUACUAAGCUGUGUAACAUACGGAUGCAGGACGUGUGGGCCGAGAGUGAGUGUGUCCUCGUUUGGCUGUUGAUCUUUAGGCUAGUGAACUCUUCAUCAACAUGUCUGUAUGCUCUUUUAGCAGUGACCUGAACAUAGCCUGCGACAUCCACUCUCCUAUAUACUCUUUUUGUCAACUUAUUUUAUUUAUUUUCUUUUGCCUCGAAUAGAAAAUUGUUCCAGGCACAUUUGUGGCUUCUUUAGAAUGAUUUAAUAUAAAGAGUUGGAGAACAGAUGUUUUUAACAUAGGCACCUUCUGCAAAAACACCAUUUUUUUUUGUUGAAGUUUGCAACAGUGCAUCAAAUAGGGGAUGUUUUAAUGUUCUGUCAACAGGAAACUGUGCAUUUGUUGUUACAUGUGGAUGCUGUGUGAUGAAUCUGACUCUGAAUCUUAGAAGUUGAAAGGGGGAAAAAAACAUGCUUUGAGUGAGAAAAGUGAAAAAGAGUUUGUCCUAAACCACCUGUCAAGGUCACCGUGUCCAUGAAUCUGUAUACCUGAAUGUAUGACAUGGUGAAGGAUGGCAUCCAACUGUGUCCGAUUUGCUUAAACUAUUGCAAUGUCAGAACAUUGUUCCUGUACAACUGGGUGAUAUUUCCUCUUUAAACAACAGGAAAGCAAUACAGGGGUAGUGCAUGUAUGUGCAUUCACAAUCAUGAUCCACUGUGGGUAUGAUAAAGGAGAAUACCAUUGUUUUGUAGACUAGUUAUUCCACACCACACAGCUCUAAUGGUGUUAUUUGGAGUUCAGAUAUCUUUAAAGAGACAGAAUAAAUAAUACACACUGGAGAAGAAAAUGGUGUAUCAUCCUCACUGACUUUGAAAAUUUACCUUGCCUAAAAGCUGCUGUGAGGUGUCCAAACGGUUUAAUAAGCUGCCAAACCAAAACACUGAGCCAUUCAAAUGGUAAAACUGGGUGUUAGUGUUGGGUAGUGUGUUUAAUUUUUCAGGUGGUUACGAUGAGUCCAACAACUGGGUACUGUAGAUAUAUUUGCAGAAUUUUGCAGCAGAACCCCUAUCGCCUAACUCCAAAAUGGACAUGGGAACCAAGACUUCCAUAUUAAGAUUUAUUUAUAGUCAGUAUAUUUGUCUAAUCACCCAACCCUGCUAAAUAAAAGUAAUAAAAUGUGAGGCGUUAGGAAGAAUGUGAGAACUCUGGGAUCCUGAAACUCAGUAUGCAGCAUGAAGUUACUGUAGGCGUUAACCUAAUAAAGCUAUGCAAGGCUUGGUCACUCAGUAGGAAAAUGUACAAUUUCAUUAGUAUUAUUAAUUCAGCUAUCUCAAGGCACUUUAUAUUACAUGCUAUAUAUAAUGUAAAGAUUCUAUUAUAGGAAAAAAAACCCUAGCAAUCCAAAGAUCCCUGACGAGGAGGCACUUGGCAGCAGUAGGACAUUUAAAAACUCCCUUUUAAAAGAAGAAAACUCCAACAGAAUCAGGCUUCUUUUAUUUAGUGUUUGACAAGAUACUACUUACCGUAAUGUUCUAAAAGUUUCCCAGAGUUGUGAGAAGGCUAGCCAAGAUUCAAGAAGGUUUAUUCUGUAAUUCCAUGUUUUUACAUGGUAUUUACAGACAUACACAGACUGAAACAAAAAUGUUGUUGUGUUGUGCAAUAAUCAGCAAACAAUAAAAAUACAGUGUAACAACCAAGCUGCAGCUUGAUGCGACACUCAGCAAACUCAGGCAUAAACAAUCACACUCAUCCAGCUAGCAGCAGUCCUCUCACGGAGAGGGAUUGAAUAAGAUCAGCUAAGUGUGUGUAAAGUCCCAGAUUAAUAGAAAACUUUGCCACUGAAAAAGAUUCUAGUCUAGCACCAAACUUAAUCACUUUGUGAGAAACGGAGCCCUAGAGCCAUGAAAUAGUCUAAAGUCCUGCAAAAGUUGCAUGUUGAGGCUAUGAUUGUUUUCUUCUCCAGUGGGUGUGGUUUUCUGAGUAUGAGAAGCUGACUUCAGUCUUCAUAGCUACACAUGUCUCCCUGAGUCUGAAGCUUUAAGUGCUGCAUAUUUAUUGAAUGAAAUGCAAACUAAGGAAUAAACUGCCAGUUAUCUACAGGAAGUUAUUCCUUUAAUAAAGUUUUAAUAAUGCCCUGGAGAACAAGCACUCAAAUUAUAAAUAACAACUUGGGAAGUAUUCUAAAACCUCUGAGUUUUUCAAAUCGAAUGAGAUCACAGCAGCCUGAAGGCACACAGUAAAAGGUUGAAUGGUUAAGAUGACUAAAGGACACAACACUGCUAUUUUCCUUUAAAAUACCCAGUUUACAGCACAAGAAAUAUCGUACUAAAUAAUAAUGUUUUUAAAAUUCUAAAUUAACUGUGUAACUAACUGAACAAGCUGGAAUUACUGUGCUACAGUUUACGAGUGUAUGUGUUGUUCAGUGUGGGCCCGCCUUCAAACGGAGUGGCUGCUGCAGAAACAUACAAAGGCACAUAGACAUACAUGCAUGCAGGCGUGCGUGCAUAGAUGGAAACACUUGUGGACAUAUUAGAAACAGGACUAACAUAUAGAACAAUCUCCUCUUCUGUUAAUUUCAUAAUUUGGCUCAGUCAAUGAUAUUACCACAGUUGACUUUCCAUUUUAUAUCAGCUUUCUUGUUUUCUAUCAAGGUUAAUGUGCGAGCUCACUUAAAAACAUGCACAGUACUUAAAAGACUGCACAACAAGCCCUAAAAACUAGAAAGCUAUAUUAAACUUUUCAAUGAUUAGCACGAGGCUGCAUAGAGUAUGUGAAAGGACUAGUUUAACAUUUUGGAAAAUACUUACUUUCACUUUUGGUGAGUGUGUGCAUUAAAGAAUAAUUCAUAGCCAACAGAUGGUAAUUUUAGCAUGGCGAGGUUUGGAAGCUGUAGGAAACCCAACCGCUCCAAACUGAAACAUUCCACCUACCUUUAUACCUGUUGUUUACCUAGUAAUACACUUUUGUGUUUAAUCUGAAAAUGUAAAUUAUACAAAGUAAGAGGUUAACUGGCAAGUGUUGUUCCCACAGUGAAUGGCUCACACUGACAAGAGAAUAAAGAAAUAAGCUCAUAAAUUUUCCAAAAUGUUAAGCAGUUUCUUUAACUUUUAAUGAAAACAUGAUUUUUUUUUUUUGGAUUAUGUAACUGGAGAUGGACUGAGCUGAAAAUUCCUAAUACCAUAAUUGUCUGAACAGCCUGGAGGUAUAAGAAAGCUACCAGUUAGCCAUGCUAAUCGUAUUUCGCCAAGUGGAAAAAGCAAAAGAGAACUGAAUUUAAAUGUUCCUCUAUUCCCAGACAUUUAAACUUGUGUAUCCCCGUCUUCUCUCACUUUCCCCUAUUGCCAUUUAACUUUAAUCCACUUUCCUCAAUCAGUACACACAGGGAUAAUGUGUGGCUGACAAAUCAGAAAACAACACUUGUCAAGAUGGGAGCCCCAUUAGCAUUACUCUGUCUCUCUGUGCCUCGCAGCCCAUCAAAGCUAAUGAAAAAUAAUUUUGAUGAAGUCUUUAUUUUCACCGUAGUCCACAGUGAAUACACACUACGCUCAGUUUAUUAUCUCUCUGUCUUUCCCUUCACCCUCUUCCCUCCCCCCUCCUUCUGUGUCUGAUUAUUGUAUGUCAGGAUGCAUGUGUGGAUCCAGUGUGUCAUAAUGGCUAAUGGAUGCUAUCAUUUUGGGACCUGGGUGUUUUGUUCAAAAUGCUGGAAUCAUUAGGUAGGUUAAACUUUUCCCUAGCGUGCACAUUAAUAUCUGCUGGUCUCAAGGCAAGCAGAUGGAUCUCUAACACUGUCUCAGUGCUAGAUUACAUACUGUGAGCAUUUGCUCGCAGCAUGAAAACAAUGUUAGAAAUCUGUAUGGAAAUAACUUCCCUUUAAAUGUUGUAUACUUACAUAAUAUGCUACAUAAGAUUUAAAAAUGUCUUCAUUUGAAACACCCCAGUCAAAAUGAACAUAAUGUUCUUGAUUGCUGACUUGAUCGAAGUAAGGAAACCACAAUGCUGGCCAUUGAAGAACAGAUUGUUUUAUAUUUUUGAUCAGACAAAAAAAAGUUUUGAGUCGCUCUAUAUACAACCCACUCGUUUAGCCAUCUGCCCAAGUUAUAUUGAACUAUGUACUUGUGUAUGUGUGUCUGUAUGAGUGUGAUUAUGUGUGUUGUACAAGGAGAGAUGGUUAAAACCCCUACUGUUCCUCCCUUCAACCUCCCACACACAAUCUGUCAGUCUUUCCUGCUGUCUAAUACGGAAGGUAUCCACAUUACUACACACACGCACAUAUACACACUGGUCUGAAGCAAACAUGACUAAGGUUGAUUCUCAGAAGCCACAUGAGGGUACCUUGAAGUCCUCUAUGAGAUCCUGAUGUAACACAUUGCAACCUCUUGUCAUACAGCCAUGCAGAACAGAGUGGCCGAAGUGGCCUCCCGGUGCCACUGUCACUGCAACUAAAUUGAAUGUCUUGGUGUCUAUACUCCAGUUCCAGUAGUGUCUCUUGCUCGCUUGCUCUCUUUCUCGACAGCCGACAUCUGAACUCUCAAUGAAAUCUCUACAAAAUUCACAGCUGAGGCAUUUUCUGAGGGGCUUU